AUGGCGUUCAUGCCGAGCAGCUUCGCGAUCCGUCAGUUCCCUAGCGCUAUUGGUUUCUCCGCCACCUGUCUCGAUCUCCCAUAUGCCCCCAGUUUCUACUCCGCCCCGUCACCAGCGCUGUUGUCCCAUCACAGACAGCCCUUUCUCGGCAUACUCCGAGAGCUAUUUAUAUUACGGCGACUAAAAGCGGCUGUUGAUAUGUGGCGGCUAGGGUCCAACCUUUCUCGUCGCCAAGGGUUUACAGCCGUCGCUUUCUCGCGACCCUUUUCAGCCGCAGCCGUUUCACCCCCCGGCAGCAGUUCUAAGACCGACGAGCUACAAUCAGCAUCACCUUCCGUGAAACCGAGGAAGAUCCAGUGCUGGAAGCCAGAUCCCGUGUCUGGAGUGUGGGUGCCUGAAGACUCGUUCGGUUAUGUUGAGUCUAGCACCACGGAAACCCCGCAGAAGAGAAAGCGCAGCUUUCUGGGGGCGUCUAUGGACGAGCGUGCGUGGUGGUCGUCACUGGAAGAGCUGCCCGAGGAUCGCAUGCAACCCACGUUCAAAUAA
Closterium sp. Yama58-4 is the source of this 546-nucleotide messenger RNA. The record is from the annotation of a GenBank genome assembly. Lineage: Eukaryota; Viridiplantae; Streptophyta; Zygnematophyceae; Desmidiales; Closteriaceae.